Molecule: messenger RNA, 3033 nt
Organism: Olea europaea var. sylvestris
Lineage: Eukaryota; Viridiplantae; Streptophyta; Magnoliopsida; Lamiales; Oleaceae
Product: pentatricopeptide repeat-containing protein At4g39530-like
Exons: 1
Coding region: 406-2268 (620 amino acids)
Biological process (GO): RNA modification
Molecular function (GO): RNA binding; protein binding
Source: RefSeq, a predicted model, not a curated record
ACCUUCCCAAAGACUUAUCUUGUGGACCUUGCCAAUCAAAUCCUGUGGAGGUAUGGUAUUAGUCCUUGAGGAUUUCAGCCCGAGGACACCUUUAGCCCGAGGACUCUAUGACCAAUAUGCGAUGAGCAGGCACAUGUGAGUCCUUGGGAAGAACACCUCGAGGAUAUGCAAAAAGUGACCACAUCAGGAUUGAAGCUGUUAUUGCUAUUUGAAACGACCCAAUAGCAUGUGUCUAUAAAAGUUUAGUCCAAACAGGAUGGGCUCACACUCGAAUCCGAGCCUAAUUAUGGGCUGCAUAAAGUAGAUUGGAGCUUUAGCUAUAGCUUUGAUCAAAAGUGGUUGGUUUCCAUACACCAGAUCCCAGUCCAAGGAAGAGUGAUGGAAUGAAGAUGGUGAGAUGAAUCGAUGAUGAUCCAGAACUUUCCUGCAAUUCAUUUACGGCUGCAUACCCUAUACUAUGCAACAAAAGCAUUCAACUACAUUUUUUCGCGUGCUCUAACGAACGCCAAGAUCCAAUUGAGUUUCCCAGAACACAGUUCCGCCACUUUUAGCAAUUCAAUAACUGUAAAUUCAGACUGUAUAACUCAAUUGCUGGAAUAUGGGUCUCUACAGAAUCCAUACACUAUAAAUGAAAUAGUAUCCUGGUGCGCUCAAAAGGGUUCCUUAUUUUCUGGCAUUCAGCUUCAUUGUCACAUUCUCAAGACGGGUUUUGCUAACAAUGUUUAUAUAAGCACUUCCUUGAUUUAUAUGUAUGGAAAAUACGGUGAAAAUGUAUUGGCUCAUAAUCUGUUUGUUGAAAUGCCUAAAAAAAAUGCUGUCACUUGGAAUUCUUUGAUUUCUGGUUAUGUGAACUCCCACUAUCCUGGAACUGCUAUUGAAUUAUUCAUCAAGAUGCUAAGCGAGGGCAUUUCUGUCACGCCCUUCACUGUUUCGUCUGUUUUGAUAGGAUGUUCACAGUUAGAAGACGCUAUGCUCGGGGUUCAAGUGCAUGGCUUGAGUCUUAAAGCUGGGUUCGGGUUUCAUGCUGUUGCAGGGAGUAGUUUGAUUGAUAUGUAUGCGCACUGUGGGAAAAUCGAGGAUUCAAGAAAAGUUUUUGAUCGAGUAAUAGUAAAAAAUGUAGUUACAUGGAAUUCGAUGAUUAAUGGGUAUGCCCAGAAACAAUGCUCCAUCAAAGCAAUGAUUUUGUUCAGAGAAAUGCUUCGGUCUGCUGUCGAGCCGAAUUAUGUUACAUAUAAUAGUUUGUUGAGCUCAUUUUGCUGCCAGGAUGAUUUAGAUCAUUGCAAGCAGAUUCAUUGUUGUGUAAGUCGGGAGGGUUUAGAAUCUAACAUUUAUUUGGCGACUACAUUAAUGACUGUAUACUCAAAUUCAGGCUGUUGCUUAACAGAUUUCUAUAAUAUCUGCUGCAAUGUUACAGUAUGGGACCAAAUUGCAUGGAAUGCUGUAAUUGCUGGAUUUUCUAAUUUGGGGAUUGGCAAGGAAGCCCUACUAAGCUUUUCGAGAAUGAGGCAGGAAGGCAUUACUGUCGACUUUUUUACAUUCACAAGCCUGAUAAAAGCAUUGGGAAGCAGUUCAUCCCUAGAAGAGGGAAAACAGAUCCAUGCUCUUGUUCUCAAAACAGGUUUUACUUUAAAUAAUUACGUACAGAAUGGGCUCGUUUCCAUGUAUGGAAAAUGUGGUAAGAUUGAUGAUGCAGAGAAGGCAUUCUCUUCGAUGGAUGACCACGAUGUGAUUUCAUGGAAUUCUAUAAUUACAAGCUGCGCUCAGCAUGGUUAUGGAAGCCAAGCUGUACAAAUGUUCGAACAAAUGAGGAGACGUGAGAUUAAACCCAAUCUGACCACUUUCCUUGCAGUCCUCACUGCAUGCAGCCAUGUUGGAUUGCUUGAGAAAGGCUUAGAGUAUUUUGAUCUGAUGAAGAAAAGUAACGAUUUCCUUCCACCACCCAAGUUAGAGCAUUAUGCUUGUGUCGUGGAUCUCUAUGGACGAGCUGGUUAUAUCAAAGAAGCAGAGGCUUUCAUCAAUAGCAUGCCAAUUGAAGCAGGGCCAUCAGUAUAUAAAGCUUUGCUAAGUGCUUGUCAAGUUCAUGGUAAUAAGAAAAUCGCUGUACGUUGUGCAAGAAAGCUCGUGGAACUUUGCCCUAAUGAUCCAGCUAUAUAUGUAUUACUGGCAAAUGUUCUGGCGACUGAAGGAAGUUGGAAUGAUGCAGCAAGCGUGCGAAAACUAAUGUGUAACAAAGGGGUGAGAAAAGAGCCAGGCUACAGCUGGGCAUGACAUGAGUAAGUGCUCAUCUUUUGAUGUUAGACAGGUUAGAUGCCGAUCCCUCUACAAGUAUUUUAAACAAAUAGGCUACCACCAAAUUGCCAGACUAAACCGUAAUGACUGAAUUUUCAUUCAGUGUCCAUUGGAAUUAGUAAGAAACAAACUGUGACAGCCCCUUUGGAUCUACCUUUUUCUUGUUCAGUUUUUCAUUCUUAUUCUCUUGAAGAUUUUAUUUUUUACCGCGAAGUAUGGAAGUUUUCAUUCCAAAGAUUUUUGAAAUCUUAGGAUCCAAGGGAGUUGUACACUUUCUAUUAUUUUGCUUUAGCACUAAUAUUGAGAAGAAAGUGAGUUCCUACUCUCUUCUGCAUAACUGUAUGUAAUAGGCAGCUUAUUCGUAGAGCGACUGCGGGAGUUUGAAGUGCCAGCCAUUGAAAGAAUGGGAUCGGGAGCAAUUUAGGGUGUCCAACCAAGGAAAAUGCUUUUUAUACAUCAUUAUAUACGGAUUCUUUUACAGAUUAAUUAGGUGGUAAAAAGAAAGUGGGAGGAUUUUAUUUUUUCAGUUGGUUGAUGAAAUUUUUAUGUGAUGAUGAAAGCCAAACAAGCACAAGAUUGGCUCAACUUAAUAUGUUUUGGCACGUCAUAUUCAUUUGAAAAUUACAUCUUUAUUGGCAUCAGGAAAGAAUUUGGAUAAGUAUUGCCAAACUAUCUAUAUCAUGAUUAAAAGUUAAAACUCCAUAAUGCCGAAGAUUACCAACUAUGGAAUAAUCAAAUAAGAUG